UCUCUCUGAGCCCUCUUCUCUUCUCUUUUUUAUUUUUUUUUUCUAAAAGUUUUUCGGGGCCAGAUACUUCGAGCCCUAGCACACAGAGGACAUUUUCUCGGGAAACAAACGCCAGGAUUUCCCCACAAUAUGCAGCACCAGAGGCUGAAGCAGCAGCAACAAGCCUUGAUGCAGCAAGCUCUCCUCCAGCAGCAGUCUCUCUAUCACCCUGGCCUCUUAGCUCCUCCUCAGAUAGAGCCUAUCCCAAGUGGAAAUCUUCCUCCUGGUUUUGACCCAAGUACUUGCCGCAGUGUGUAUGUCGGAAAUAUUCACAUACAGGUGACAGAGCCACUUCUCCAAGAAGUUUUUGCAAGUACAGGUCCUGUAGAAGGCUGCAAACUUAUCCGAAAGGAAAAGGUAAAGUCAUCCUAUGGAUUUAUUCACUACUUCGAUCGUAGAUCAGCUGCACUGGCUAUUCUUUCACUUAAUGGAAGGCAUUUGUUUGGGCAGCCUAUAAAAGUUAAUUGGGCAUAUGCUAGUGGUCAGAGGGAGGAUACAUCAGGUCACUUCAACAUUUUUGUUGGAGACCUCAGUCCUGAGGUUACUGAUGCAACAUUGUUUGCGUGCUUUUCUGUUUAUCCGAGUUGUUCGGAUGCAAGAGUUAUGUGGGAUCAAAAAACAGGGCGUUCAAGGGGAUUUGGGUUUGUUUCUUUCCGGAAUCAACAGGAUGCCCAGAGUGCAAUAAAUGAUUUGACUGGAAAGUGGCUUGGUAGUAGACAGAUCCGAUGUAACUGGGCAACAAAAGGUGCUGGUGCCAAUGAGGACAAGCAGAGCUCUGAUGCCAAAAGUGUGGUGGAAUUGACAAAUGGUUCAGAAGAUGGUAAAGAAACUACAAACAAUGAAGCUCCUGAGAACAAUCCCCAGUACACCACUGUAUAUGUGGGCAAUCUUGGUCCAGAGGUAACACAGCUUGAUCUUCAUCGCCAUUUCCAUGCUCUUGCAGCUGGAGUUAUUGAGGAGGUCCGUGUCCAGAGAGAUAAAGGCUUUGGUUUUGUGAGGUACAGCACUCAUGCUGAGGCAGCUCUAGCAAUUCAAAUGGGGAAUUCUCAGUCAUUUCUCUGUGGCAAGCAAAUUAAGUGCUCUUGGGGCAGCAAGCCGACGCCACCAGGAACAAGUUCUAACCCACUUCCCCCACCUGCGGCUGCACCUUUACCUGGACUCUCGGCCACUGAUCUCUUAGCGUAUGAGCGUCAAAUAGCCAUGAGUAAGAUGGGUGGUGUCCAUGCCCUGAUGCAGGGACAACAUCCUCUUAAGCAGGCUGCAAUGGGAGUGGGUGCUGCUGGAGCAAGCCAAGCUAUUUAUGAUGGUGGAUUCCAGAAUGUUGCAGCUGCCCAGCAACUCAUGUACUAUCAGUAAUUGUAAGAGUUUCAUGCAGAAUGCCCCUUUUAUUUCCUGCUUUUGCAGGUUUUAUUUGAGUGAGUUCUAAACAUCUAGGAAGCUUUUAAAUGUAUUUUUCUCUAUCUAGCAGUGAGGUUGUUACUAUCUUUUUUCAGUUACAAAAUGUUUGCCAUAUGUAUGCACACAAUACUUAUUUGCAGCUUUUGUUUGAGCUGUAAACGGCUAUGAAACUUAACUUACUAUUGGUUCAAA
Messenger RNA from Carica papaya (papaya), 1629 nucleotides. Its product is annotated as oligouridylate-binding protein 1B. Gene Ontology annotation, cellular component: cytosol. NCBI's taxonomy places the organism in Eukaryota, Viridiplantae, Streptophyta, Magnoliopsida, Brassicales, Caricaceae. Gene Ontology annotation, molecular function: mRNA binding. The record is from RefSeq and is a predicted model, not a curated record.